This is a messenger RNA of Trichoderma gamsii, 909 nucleotides long. RefSeq lists its product as hypothetical. NCBI's taxonomy places the organism in Eukaryota, Fungi, Ascomycota, Sordariomycetes, Hypocreales, Hypocreaceae. The coding region runs from base 1 to 909 and encodes 302 amino acids. The record is from RefSeq and is a predicted model, not a curated record. The transcript has a single exon. Gene Ontology annotation, molecular function: protein binding.
AUGCCUGCCUCUGUUGAUUCUCGCAAAGUCCAGGCCAACAACCAUCUCGAUGGCUUGCCCAACGAAAUACUAGAGAUGAUUGUAUAUAAGACGAUUAAGAACCCGUUCGACAUUUACGCCACCUUGGCCAAUGUUCGGACAAUCUCACGCAUUGCUCGGACUUGUAGGCGUCUAUACUCUGUUGCCAACCCGAUUCUCUACAGGUGGAGCAUCCAGCACGGCGGCUGUUCUGGUCUCUUCUGGGCGGCCAGGAAGAAUAGAGUCGAUGUAUUCAAGCGAUUCGUGGAAGUCGGAGCAUCGGUUAACAUGGUGGUUACCGAUCGGACUCCUGCAAUGACCGCGGUGACAUUUAGCAGCAUCGAUAUUGUGCGCUAUCUGCUGACUCUUCCCGACGUCGACUGGAACCGAACAAGUAUACAUCAUGGCAUGGCACCGUUGCAUGCGGCCAUGGCGUGUCCGACGGAGAUCACGAAGCUGCUGUUGAACUGCAAGGAUGUGUCGGUAGAUGAGAAGACUGGGUGGGAGAGACAUACAGCGCUGCAUUAUGCCUCGGAGAGGAAUAUGGUUUCCGAAGCAAAAACUAUACUCGAGAGAGGCGCAGAUCCAGAUGCUCGAAAUCACCGCGGCUGGUCGCCGCUCAAUUUUGCAGCAGCCCGGGGACACACAGACAUGGUGCGGCUGCUCCUCGAGACCGGCAAAGUCGAUAUCAACGUGAAUCCCGAAGACGGUCAGCCGCCUCUAGCCGCAGCAGCCGUCAAGGGGCACAAAGACAUAUUUGAGAUGCUCAUCUCGCAUCCGGAUAUUGACGUUGAGGUUGUUUUGAGCUGUGGUUAUACAAAGAAGAAUAUGGAUGAUAUACCCUCUGACUUGUUUAACCGUCUAAUUAUGGAAGUGGCUGGGGGUAGUUGA